AUGGCGGCGGCCGAAUCUGAUCGUGAAGUACCGUCUGCGCUGUGUACUGAAUUCCUGAAUUUCUCUGUCAAAGACACAGCUUCGGUAAGCGACAGUUUUCAUAUGUGUAUAUAUUUGAUGUAAUUUUUCUUAUCAAAGGGAUCAGAGCGCACCAAUUUCAUCUAUCAUAUUUAUUUCCCUAUUUUUCCAUCUCGAUUUGUUUUUCUUCGAUGCGAUGAUGGCCUCGCUAACAGUACGGGAACUUGGCGAACGCUUACUAGCUAGCUAGCGUUAACUAGCCUUCUAGAAAAUUGCAUUUUAGCUAAUAUAUGGAACAGCAUAAAUGUAAGAAUGAUUGGAUGUGAUAAUAUACCAGAUAUUUUAUAUUGAGAGAUGUGUCCAGGAUUAUAUAUUUUAAAAAAACUUUAGCUAGCUAGCUACCGGUAACUAGCUAGUGUUUUUCUGAGCUAGCUAGCAAAAGCUAGCUGUUCACUUGGCAGACAAAACAAUAUUAAUUUGCUCGUCUCUGCUGCUGCUGUUGUUGCUGUUGUUGCUGUUGUUGUUGUUGUUGCUGCUGCUGUUGUUAACUCCAUAGCUAACACAGCAGUAGCGAUCCUGGCAAGCUUGCUAACCAAAACCCCGUAACAUUAGUGCUGGGCGAUAUCUUUCAAAUGUAUGAUUGUAUUUGCCGUUAUUUUAACUAUGGUUUUAAAUAAUAAAAGUUCCAAAUAUGCUUAAGUUCUAAAUAUGACUAGUAUGGGACUCUACUCUAGUGUGGCAACACACAAAUGAAGUGAUUUCAAUGGGGCUUUCUCCAUUCUGAUUGUUUUAUACUGUUCGAUCUACUUUUGAGUAUUUUCAUCAAUUUCUGCGUUUCCUGCACUUUUGUUAUCAUUUCCACACUGCCACGUAGGGCUGCAUUAUAGAUAUGCAUUAUGGGCAAACAAUCUAGGCCUAGUUUAUUGGUGAACUGUUGGAAUCAUGGAAAUAUAAUUAUUAUUGUAUUUCAAUAGUUGGAAUAUAGUGGGCAGCACUUUGAAUACAUUGUUGUUUGACAUGACAACAAAUGACUAAGCCAGGGAGGAAUUAUUGUGACAGGGUAGGAUCCAAAGUGUUGGUCAGUGUUUCCCAGGGGACCGUAUACGAUGUUACAUUACAUGUUUUCUCAUGUAACUACACUACAUGACCAAAAUAAUGUGGACACCUGCUCGUCGAACAUUUCAUUCCAAAAUCAUGGGUAUUAACAUGGAGUUGAAGCUUAAACAGCCUCCACUCUUCUGGGAAGGCUUUCUACUAGAUGUUUGGAUUAUUGCUGGGGGACUUGCUUCCAUUCAGCCAUGAGCGUUAGUGAGGUUGGGCACUGCUUUUUUGACACCACAAGUUCUGCAGGCUCUAGUUUUGUCUUAUCGUUUAUUGUCCAGUCGUGCGGUUGUGUGCUGCAAGGAAAGACCUAGUUAAGCUGCAGCUGGCCCAGAACAGAGCGGCACGUCUUGCUCUUCAGUGUAAUCAGAGGACUGAUAUAAAUACUAUGCAUGCCAGUCUCUCUUGGCUAAGAGUUGAGGACAGACUGACUGCAUCAAUUCUUCUUUUUAUAAGAAACAAUGUUGUUGAAAAUCCCAAAUUGUUUGCAUAGUCAAUUUAGACACAACUCUGACACACACACUUACCCCACCAGACAUGCUGCCAGGAGGUCUUUUCACAGUCCCCAAAUCCAGAACAAGUUCAAGAAAGUGUACAGUAUUAUAUAGAGCCAUUGUUGCAUGGAACUCCGUUCCAUCUCAUAUUGCUAAAAUAAACAGCAAACCUGGUUUAAAAAAAACAGAUAAAGCAACACCUCUCUCCUAUUUGACCUAGAUAGUUUGUGUGUAUGUAUUGAUAUGUAGGCUACGUUUACAUUUACAUUUACAUUUACGUCAUUUAGCAGACGCUCUUAGAGCGACUUACAUUAUUAUUAUUUUUUUAAUUUUAUUUUUUCAUUUUCAUACCCCCGUGGGAAUCGAAACCCCACAUCCCUGGCUUGCAAACGCCUGCCUCUAACAACUGAGCUACAUCCCUGCCGGCCAUUCCCCUCCCCUUACUCUAGACGAGCUGGGCAAUUGUGCGCGCCCCAUUGGUCUCCCGGUCACGGCCGGCUACGACAGAGCCUGGAUUCAACUCAGGAUCUCUAGUGGCACAGCUAGCCUGCGAUCAGUUGCCUAGACCACUGCGCCACGCGGUGUCAUGAGGCGGAAAGCACAUUUGACAUUUUUAAAGCAAAUUUCCUGCAAUUCUACACAUUUUGCCAUGGACUAUGUCAUGUUUCUUAUGCUAUCUGAGUGACUUCACAAUCAAUGGGGGACCAAUGACAUGACAUUUUUUUGAAAUGUUAGAUUCUCUCUGACUAGUUUUUAUUCUGAUCUUAUUUUAAAAAUAUAUUACUCCAUUAUCUUUUCUACAUACUUUAUAUCUGGUUUUAGUCGUUUAAGUUCACACUGAAAAUGUUCUACAAUCCCGAAAACUAUGCAAAACAUUUUUUUAUUGUACUUUUUUUGUAUUGGCGGCAUGCCGUUGCUAAAAUAAUAUAGGAUAAGCACUGCAGUGAGAGAGACGAAGGGAUAAUUAUUUAAAUAUUUUUUAUUGUAUUUUGCCCCCUUUUUCUCCCCAAUUUCAAUCUUGUCUCAUUGCUGCAACUCCACAACGGGCUCGGGAGACGAAGGUCGAGUCAUGCGUCCUCCGAAACACAAGCGGAGAUACAGACUCUAAUAAGUCUUCUGUUACAUUUCUACAUUUUAUACGUUGGAGCAGUGCGAGCAAAGUUGAUACUUUGUAUAAUUUCAUUGCCUGGUAUAACCAAGAGCACAGGCCAGUCUGAGUAGGCUUUGCAGUUGCACGUUCGCUGUCACGCAGCCUCUGAGUGAGAGGAAAAUGGAGCACAGCUUCGCGACAGGCAUGCUUGCAGCUUUAAAGCAAAGAAUGGCAUCUCUCUAGCCCAAACGGGUAAAAAAAAAAUAUGACCCAUACAGUGGGGAAAAAAAGUAUUUAGUCAGCCACCAAUUGUGCAAGUUCUCCCACAUAAAAAGAUGAGAGGCCUGUAAUUUUCAUCAUAGGUACACGUCAACUAUGACAGACAAAAUGAGAAAAAAAAAUCCAGAAAAUCACAUUGUAGGAUUUGUAAUGAAUUUAUUUGCAAAUUAUGGUGGAAAAUAAGUAUUUGGUCAAUAACAAAAGUUUCUCAAUACUUUGUUAUAUACCCUUUGUUGGCAAUGACACAGGUCAAACGUUUUCUGUAAGUCUUCACAAGGUUUUCACACACUGUUGCUGGUAUUUUGGCCCAUUCCUCCAUGCAGAUCUCCUCUAGAGCAGUGAUGUUUGGGGGCUGUCGCUGGGCAACACAGACUUUCAACUCCCUCCAAAGAUUUUCUAUGGGGUUGAGAUCUGGAGACUGGCUAGGCCACUCCAGGACCUUGAAAUGCUUCUUACGAAGCCACUCCUUCGUUGCCCGGGCGGUGUAUUUGGGAUCAUUGUCAUGCUGAAAGACCCAGCCACGUUUCAUCUUCAAUGCCCUUGCUGAUGGAAGGAGGUUUUCACUCAAAAUCUCACGAUACAUGGCCCCAUUCAUUCUUUCCUUUACACGGAUCAGUCGUCCUGGUCCCUUUGCAGAAAAACAGCCCCAAAGCAUGAUGUUUCCACCCCCAUGCUUCACAGUAGGUAUGGUGUUCUUUUGAUGCAACUCAGCAUUCUUUGUCCUCCAAACACGACGAGUUGAGUUUUUACCAAAAAGUUAUAUUUUGGUUUCAUCUGACCAUAUGACAUUCUCCCAAUCCUCUUCUGGAUCAUCCAAAUGCACUCUAGCAAACUUCAGACGGGCCUUUACAUGUACUGGCUUAAGCAGGGGGACACGUCUCGCACUGCAGGAUUUGAGUCCCUGGCGGCGUAGUGUGUUACUGAUGGUAGGCUUUGUUACUUUGGUCCCAGCUCUCUGCAGGUCAUUCACUAGGUCCCCCCGUGUGGUUCUGGGAUUUUUGCUCACCGUUCUUGUGAUCAUUUUGACCCCACGGGGUGAGAUCUUGCGUGGAGCCCCAGAUCGAGGGAGAUUAUCAGUGGUCUUGUAUGUCUUCCAUUCUCAAUUUGUCUGUCAUAGUUGACGUGUACCUAUGAUGAAAAUUACAGGCCUCUCUUAUCUUUUUAAGUGGGAGAACUUGCACAAUUGGUGGCUGACUAAAUACUUUUUUCCCCCACUGUAUUACUGAAGCUACCUUUUUUCUUCCUGAGCGAUUUUGCACACAUUUUAUAUAAUUUCACAAACCAUGCCGCGGGCUGUUUUUAAACUAAUCUCAGGUCGCUAAUUAUUGGUUUGAUAACAAACGUUGUUCAGUCAUGUUACCUAGCUAGCUUACAACCUGCUAACUUGACAGUAGGUCUAGGCAAAUUUGAUUGGCUCAGGAAGAAAGGAAAGGGGUCUUCUGCUCAUGAGAUGUGCUUCAAAAGUACGAUUCAUAUAGGCCAAAAGUAAACCUAAACUAUAUUUCUGGUACUCCUUAAAUUAUGUUUGGUGCCUAAUGUUUUUAAAGCUGGGAGCAGUGUUUGUGUGAGAGAGAGAGGGAGACCGAGAGUGAGUGUGUGUGUUAACUGAAGUGAAGAAGGUUUCAUGCAGUGUUUUCCCCUUAUGCAUGUAUAUUAAUUCCUCCAGACAAAUCACAGUUAGGCCUUUGCAAAUAUGAGCAAAUCAGCCAUUCUAUGCAGUAUUCUAUUAUACAGUGUGAAGUUAAAUUCAAUUGGUGUUGUGUUGAGUAAAAGUGUGAAUAUCAGUUACAGUGUUUUGUGUAGCACGUGUGUAUAACGUUUAUAAACGGGAACAAGCAUCCGGGGGACGGGGUGAACAGGAUGCUAGGCCACUGAAUUUGUCCCCCCGUGGUAUUGAGAUAUUCCUCGGUAUCGUGAUACUUGGCCUGGUAUCGUUAGUAAAAUGUUAGAAUCGUGACAGCACUACAAAGUACUAGGGUAGUGAAUUGAUGUUAGCUUCAGCUGUAAGUUAGUAAGGAAAGUUGGCCUACAACGCUGGAAGCUACCGGUAUCUUCUAACAUUGUAAAGUGUUCUAGCCUGUAAUGGACAUUGUUUUGCGACCUGUAAUUAACAGUUGCAAUUUCCUACAUGCUGCGGUGCAUUAUUCAAGUCUCUUAACUUCUGUAGGGAGCUAACAUGAUGCAGCCCAGAGAGUGCAGUGGUUCCUCAGGACAUGCUAGAGCUAGCAAUGAGUAAGUGGAGCAGGCACGGUGCUCUCGCGUUAUAAGGGAACAUCGGCUGUGCUGAUAGCCAGACUUGGUCCUUUUUCAAUCAGAAAUUCACUCAGGCUGUUUACCAUUGAAAAAAAUGGUCAGUUCUGCUUAAGGGGGUGGCUCUCCCAUAAAUACCAGUGCUGUAGCAGCUGGGUCUGGUCUACUUCAUUGACUGUAAUUCAGAGGUACUGUAUAUAAUGACGAGAUGGUCUCAGGGGUUGCAUUAACACAGAAUUCUGUGUUUUUCACACAAAAACUAAAAAGAGAACGCAUAAGAAAUAUCUUUGGAAACUCAGAUCUAAAAUGCUUCUUAGUUUAAUUUCUGCUCGGCAUCAGACAAAUCUUGUGCUUCAGUUGCACUUCUCCACUCUGAGAAUUCACAAACAGGCAUCCUAUCAGCUACUUUUUUCUGUGUAGCCUACUUUUCUCCAGUAAAAUGCAAGAUUAACUUUAAGCAAAACAUUAGGGAAUGUAGCUGGCUACAUUCUUUCUAUGAUAACCAUUAGUGGACAGAUUGACGGGUGUGGACCCUCUCGCUUCACCUCUUCCUCUCUGACUAAACUAACGUGACCAGCUACCUUUUUUUUUUUUUUUUUACUACCACCCUGGUGACCAAUUAAAAAUCGCUGUUGCACUGCCAAGUCAAAGGGUAUUUUGGUCACUGUCUGGAACUCUAUAAUACCCACUGCUGGUAGCCAUGUAUUCUUCUAACAGUAAAUUCAAUGUCCUACAAAACGUUGCAGUUUUACAAAAUGAGGCCUAUGCGCACUCACAAUGGCAGAUGCACAUUUUGCACGCUCUUCCUAAAGCUAUAUCAAAUAUCUCAGUGGUAAAAUAGGUACUUGCUACAGAGCUCAAUAUUGAGAGGAGAAAUACAAAUUAUACCUACAGAAAGCAGAGUACCUGUCUUCAACAGUGACAACUGUAGUUUCUUCAAAGGCUUUCCCGCGAUAUGAUUUUGAAAUCAGAAAGCCUAUGGGCACAAACCCACCGUCGCUGGACCAGACAGGACUGGCAAAAAGUGCUCUUCACUGACGAGUCGCGGUUUUGUCUCACCAAGGGUGAUGGUUGGAUUUGGGUUUAUCGUCGAAGGAAUGAGUGUUACACACGAGGCCUGUACUCUGGAGCGGGGUGGAGGAUCCGUCAAGACCGGAAUGUCAGGGCUCUGCCAUGGCCAGCAAAGAGCCCGGAUCUCAAUCCCAUUGAGCACGUCUGGGACCUGUUGGAUCGGAGGGUGAGGGCUAGGGCCAUUCCCCCCCCCAGAAAUGUCCGGGAACUUGCAGGUGCCUUGGUGGAGGAGUGGGGUAACAUCUCACAGCAAGAACUGGCAAAUCUGGUGCAGUCCAUGAGGCGAUGCACUGCAGUACUUAAUGCAGCUGGUGGCCACACCAGAUACUGACAGUUACUUUUGAUUUUGACCCCCCCCCCCCCCCUUUGUUCAGGGACACAUUAUUCAAUUUAUGUUAGUCACAUGUUCAGUUUGUCUCAGUUGUUGAAUCUUGUUAUGUUCAUACAAAUAUUUACACAUGUUAAGUUUGCUGAAAAUAAACGCAGUUGACAGUGAGAGGACGUUUCUUUUUUUUUGCUGAGUUUAGAUAAUAAUAAUAUGCCAUUUAGCAGACACUUUUAUCCAAAGCGACUUAGUCAUGUGCACAUACAUUUUUACGUAUGGGUGGUCCCGGGGAUCGAACCCACUACCCUGGCGUUACAAGCGCCAUGCUCUACCAAUUGAGCUACAGAGGACCACAUGAGUCAUUCAAAAAAUCAUGUUAAACACUAUUAUUGCACACAGAGUUAAUGUGAAUUGUUAAGCACAUUUUUACUCCUGAACAUGUUUAGGCUUGCCAUAACUAAGGGGUUGAAUACUUAUUGACUCAAGACAUUUCAGCUUUUCAUUCUUUAAAUUAGUUUGUGAAAAUGUAGGAACACAUAAUUCUACUUUGACAUUAUGUGUAGGCCAGUGACGACAAAAAUCUAAAUGUAUUCCAUUUUAAAUUCAGGCUGUAACACAACAAAAUGUGUGGAAAAAACAAGGAGUGUGAAUACUUUCAGAAGGCGCUGUAACUAGGUCAAAUUCGUACAAGUUGGACCUGGACUGUGUUCACACAUGCCACAUGCCCUCAAGUCUGAAAGUCUAAUAACUGGUUUGUUAUAAUAUUCACGUCUCACUGUUGCCCCCCUCUACACAGAAAUGGCUCCAGGUGACUGAUCUGUACAAGGAGGUGUACCAGCACCUGGCCCGCUAUGUCCCAAAGAUCUACUGCCUGGGGCCCAACCUGAACCCCCAGAGUGAGGACCUGCUGGCCCAGAUGCUGCUGCAGGCCCCUCUGGAGUGGUACCUUUGUGGGGAGGACCCCUCCACGGGCCUGGCCAAGCUCGAGCAGAACAACCAGCCCUCACAGCUCUGUGGACAUGUCUUCAAAGUGGGAGAGCCCACCUACUCAUGCAGGUGGGGGUAGUUGAGGUCUCAUUCAGACAGACGGAGACGCGCGCACACUCACAUACUAGCUGUCCUUUCCUGUGAGUUGGCCAGGUGAAUUGGGUCAGGUUGGUCCUGUGUUAAGUCACAGAGGUCAAACCGUAAGCUUCCUGGUAAGCGGUACUGUCUGGAUAAGGUCGAGGUCACUUCUGUUUACAGGAUCAGCUUGCCAAUACUAGUCAAUUCCUUACACUCAAUUGUGUGUUCAAUGGAAAACCAUUGCGAUGCAUACCCAUGCUUAUUGUACUGCAUAGCCUAAUUGUACAUCCAUUCCAUGAGUAUUGCUGUUUUCAUUUUUCCUGAACUCCUCCUUUUGUAUUGGCUUUGAGUAACAUGGUCACCGGGUCAUGUUAACAUGGGAUCAAGACAUGACCUGAUGGAACGUUGGAAGACAAUGUUAGACACUGGCUGUCCCUCCUGCCUCACUCACAAUCAAACUCUCUCCUGCAGGGAAUGUGCUGCAGACCCCACCUGUGUGCUGUGUAUGCAGUGUUUCCUGGGCAGUGUGCAUAAAGAACAUCGCUACAGGGUAAGAACGACAAUGCAACCUCCACCACACACAAAAUGGUUCAGUAUUAGCAGACUAGCAGCCUAAACUAUGGCUAGGUUUCAGUAGAGGCGCUGUCGUGGAAUGAGUAAGUGAGUGGGUGAUUGCCAUGAGACGGGUCACUCAGUAGCUGCUCUGAAUCCAGGCUGAGGAUCAGGCAGGCUAAUCCCAUUUGGGGCUGGCCACUGCUGCCAUGUGGGCCUCAGGAUGGGUGCACCUAGGCUCCUCAGCUCUUUUUACCCAGAAGUAGGUACAAGUUGCCCCUAAGCACUGAUACAGGGUCAGAUAUAUAGUUUUAGUCCUAUUAACGGUUAAGGUUGGGGGUAGCGUGAAUUGAUCCAUGGCAAAUUUGACCUUGAAUGCUGACUCAUGCAUUCUGGUCUUUCUUACUUGUGUUUGUGUUCUAGAGCAUUGUAGAACAUUCUAGUUCCGGGCAGCAGAUGUACGUAUGUCUGUUACAGUUUAUGUAGAAGGUUCUAGUUGUUGUCGUCUUCCAAAUGUAAAUGAUCCAGAAGCUUCUCUGUCUGCUGCAUAUUACUGUGUGUGUGUACACAAGUGUUGACUUGCCUCACAUCUCGUCUGCCCUCCAGAUGACAACCUCCGGGGGAGGGGGAUUCUGUGACUGUGGAGACACAGAGGCCUGGAAGAAGGGCCCUUACUGUCAGAAACAUGAGCCCAACAUCAGUGACUCCUGUCAGGAGGUGAGCAUCUCUUAGCCCCAGCUAUAUCACGUCUCAUUGACAUCCAAUAACAAUACACAGUUCAUUCACUGCUGUUGCUCUUACACUCAAUAUUGCGUUACAAGUUGUUACAGAUUGCUAAUUGCCACUUUAAAAUAGGCUAUUUCAUUAGAUUUAAUCAUCGUUUGAGUUCGACACUCCCAUAGUUAUAUUUGGCUGAUCACAACAUUAUUUCAUUGUCUAUUUGCAGGAUCCCCUGGCCUACCUCUCAACAGACAUGAUUGCCCGCUGCUAUAAUGUCUUCUCCAUUGUUCUGAAAUAUGCCGUGGACAUGCUGACCUGGGACAAGGAGGACGAGCUGCCCCCGGGCCUGGAGCCUCCGUACGUAUACACACAGGAAGUAAUUUCUGAUCAGUUUUCACGUUCUUGCUGGUCGUCAUGACAACCCGAUGAUUUCAAUCUAUAGCCAGUUGACAUUUCAUGUCUGUCUGUCUUUUUAUUUCUCAGAGACCGAAGUGACACCUAUUACUGCAUGCUCUUCAAUGACGAGGUGCACACAUACGAGCAAGUCAUCUACACCCUCCAGAAGGCGGUCAACUGCACCCAGAAAGAAGCAGUCAGCUUCGCCACAACAGUAGACAGAGAUGUGAGUCGUGUGUGUGUAACCUGCAAACCUACGGCAUCAAUGACUAAUGGCUUGAUAUGUGUGUAAUCAUUAUUUUGUAUCUCCUACUAUACAGGGAAGGAAAUCGGUGCGCUUUGGCGACUUCGCGUUCUGUGAGCAGGCCAAGUCAGUCAUUGUGGUGAGUAGCCUGGUCUGGGGAGCUGGAUGUAUCUCAUUGAAAUCUCAUGAGAUGACAGAUACCCGCAUCCCACCGCUGCCACCAAUUAAACCGUUAACAGUCAUUUUUCAAGAGUCUAUAUAUUAAUCAGUGUGUGUGUGUGCGUGUGCAGAGGAACACGAGUCGUCAGUCCAAGCCCUUGCGGGUCCAGGUAAUGCACUCCUCGGUGGUGGCUCACCAGUGCUUCGCUCUCAAAGCCCUCCACUGGCUGGGCCACGUAAUAGGAUACUCAGGUCAGUCUCCUUCCGCUCUCCUGACUAUUAACUUGAGUAUUGUCUACCUGCCGUUGGAUUCUAUUCUCCGUAUCCUCUUGAAAUAUAAAGAACUUAACACAAUAUUUUAUUAAAUGCCACUCAUAAAUGGUUCAUUGGGGGGGAAACCCGCGUUUGCGCAAGGGCCCAUUGACAGUAGUUGUGUGUGUGUGUGUGUAGAUGCUCUGAGGAGGAUCCUGUGUCAGGUGGGCCUGGAGAGGGGGCCAGAGGGAGAGAACUCCUCCCUGGUGGACACACUCAUGCUCUGUGACUCCAAGAUGUGGAAAGGUGAGGAGGAAAUGCAUCCUUUUAGUUCUUCUGCCAGGUUUGGGAACAAUUCCAUUUUAAUUUCACUCAAUAAUUUUAAAAAAAUCUCAUAGAUUUUUUUAUUUUAAUUCACUUUAAGAUUUUACUGAAUUAGGACGGCAUUGACCGACCCCCAACCCUGUCUCCUGCAAUGCACAUAAAACAUAAACAACACUUCCAUGAACACUGUUCUGACUCUAACACCCAAUUUCCACUCCAGGAGCCAGGAAUGUCUACCACCAGCUCUUUAUGAGCAGCCUUCUCAUGGACCUCAAAUACAAGAAGCUGUUUGCUAUCCAGUUUGCAAAA
This is a messenger RNA of Coregonus sp. 'balchen', 10649 nucleotides long. The record is from the annotation of a GenBank genome assembly. Lineage: Eukaryota; Metazoa; Chordata; Actinopteri; Salmoniformes; Salmonidae.